AUGCGGAAUUGCCGGAGGAGAGGCCCGGCGGCGCUCUUCCUGCUCUGGUUCCUGGCGACGGGCUUCCAGCUGUGCGCGGCCCUGAAUCACGAAGGUCAUGCGCUUCUGAGGUUCAGGGAGAUGGUAGAGGCUGAUCCGCGUGGUGCUCUGCUGGAUUGGGAUGAAGGCCACGCUACCCCUUGUUCUUGGUUCGGCGUGCAGUGUUCGGAUGAUGGACGGGUUGUAGGCCUGAACUUGUCAAAUCUUGGUCUGAAAGGCGUGUUAUCUCCUGAGAUUGGACAGCUUAUUAAUAUGCAUUCUCUUGUACUGCACAAGAACUUGUUCUAUGGUACUAUCCCUAGAGAGAUAGGAGAUUUACGGGAGCUGAAGGUGUUGGAUCUGGGGUACAAUAACUUCAAUGGAUCAAUUCCAUCAGAGCUAAUAAACAUUUUAUCCCUGGAGUUUAUCUUUCUUAAAGGAAACAGACUUUAUGGUGAUUUACCUCUUGAGCUAAAUGAGCUCAUCAGUCUUUGUGAGUCUCAGGUUCACCAAGGCAGGGCUUUGUCAAAUAGGAUGCCCACUGCAAGUUAUUCACUAUGUAGGGGUGAGGACAGCGCUACAACCAGAAGACUUCUAGCAGGCAAAGAAAAUCAUUCUCCAAAGAACGAGAUGCUUGGUUCUGAAAAUUCUGUAUUAGAACCAUCAGAUGUGAUCCCUUUUUUUAAGCUCCAUGAACCCCACAAGGAUCCAGCACCACCAGUUUUGCCCCAUGCCUUGACACCACCUCCUCCUUCUGAACCUGCUCCUUCCCUUGCCUCUCUUGUAUCUCCGAACAAAAACCAAACCGCAAGCAAAGGGAGCAAGAGCAAGAGCGGGAAGAGCAAUUCUGUGACGAUAUAUGCAUUAAUAGGAGCAGCGAUUUGUUUUGUGGUUCUAUCUUUGUCAGCUGCAAUAUUUAUUUGCUACCGCCGUGGGAAGGCUAGCAGUGUUGUGCCCAUGUCUUCAAGUAGGGAACUGCAGACCACUAUCCUGGGAGGCAUAGCUUUAUUCAGACGGUCAGAGCUCGAAACAGCCUGUGAAGAUUUCAGCAAUGUAAUCGGUACGCUACCUGGAUGUACAUUGUAUAAAGGAACUCUUCCAUGUGGAGCUGAAAUAGCUGUUGCAUCUACACUGAUAAAACAUGCCUACGGGUGGUCUGUUAUAGCCGAAGCACAAUUCAAGAAUAAGGUUGAAAUGUUGUCGCGGGUGAACCAUAAGAAUUUCCUGAAACUUGUGGGUUACUGUGAAGACGAAGAACCAUUUACCCGGAUGAUGGUGUUUGAGUAUGUUUCAAAUGGAUCCCUAUUUGAGCACUUGCACGUUAAUGAGGCAGAGCACUUGAACUGGCAGUCGCGCCUGCGGAUGGCGAUGGGAGUAAUAUACUGCCUGUACCACAUGUACCAGCAGUAUCCUCCUGUGAUCCUAAGAAAUCUGAACUCGUCGUGCAUAUACCUGACCGAAGACAACGCUGCAAAGAUUUCAGACAUCGGUUUCGGCGAUGACUGGAAAGAAGGCGAGGACGAAUUCGAUGAGCCUGAAGAGUGCACCAUAGUGUAUAGGUUUGCCUUGCUUCUGCUUGAGACGAUCUCUGGAAGGCGUCCGUUCUCCAAUGACACCGGCCUCCUGAUUCUGUGGGCGCACCGGUACCUCACCGGCGAAAAGCCCUUGACGGGUAUGAUUGACCCGACACUCAGAUCAGUCCCCUUGGAGCAGGUCGCGGCGCUGACAGAGCUGGUGAAAUUGUGCAUAAGAGAUGACCCCUGGCGGAGGCCGUCGGUGGGGGAGGUAACCCGGAGGAUGCAGGAGAUCACUGGGUUCUCUCAGGAUCAGUCGACCCCAAGGAAUAGCGCAUUGUGGUGGGCUGAGCUUGAAAUCCUAACGGUAUAG
Molecule: messenger RNA, 1905 nt
Organism: Triticum turgidum subsp. durum (durum wheat)
Lineage: Eukaryota; Viridiplantae; Streptophyta; Magnoliopsida; Poales; Poaceae
Source: the annotation of a GenBank genome assembly